Mus musculus (house mouse) is the source of this 18419-nucleotide messenger RNA. RefSeq names its product potassium channel tetramerisation domain containing 16 (gene Kctd16). Gene Ontology annotation, cellular component: presynaptic membrane; postsynaptic membrane; signaling receptor complex. The transcript is spliced from 3 exons. Bases 981 to 2264 code for a protein of 427 amino acids. Gene Ontology annotation, biological process: regulation of G protein-coupled receptor signaling pathway; protein homooligomerization; G protein-coupled receptor signaling pathway. The record is from RefSeq and is marked validated. NCBI's taxonomy places the organism in Eukaryota, Metazoa, Chordata, Mammalia, Rodentia, Muridae.
ACACAACAGCAUCCGAACUGCUCCUGGCACCGUGGGACCUCUCAGCUUCGGAGCCCAAGCCCCGCAGGCAUCUCUCGCCUUCCCGGCUGCUUUUCCUUCCCACCUGGCGGGGACAUGGGCGUCCCUUUGCCCUUGCCUGCAGGUGGGGUGGCUGCUGCAACCCUGGGGGGCGCAUCUAUCUGUCGCCCUGCCUCUGGGCUCUCUGAAUGCCUCUAAGUCCAGGUACCUCUUGCAACUCUUCCAGGUGCAAAGGAUUUAUCUGUUCUAUAAGGUUUGGAUUUCGUUUUUUCUUUUUUUCCUACGGAAGCUUUGGUUGAAUAUAUAUAUUUUUUUCCUCUGCUCCACUUCUUCGACUCAGCAUCCUCUCGGUUCAACUUUUUUCCCCCCCGAUUCGUUUUAGCUAGAGAUUAGAUGUGAAUGCAUACACCCAUUCAUACACACAUAGAAACGUACACCUACUAGAGCUUAAGUGUGGAAUCAUUGUUUUCCGAGAGCACCAAUCUCUUGACACUUUUCAUCGAUACCUCUGUCCUUUACCUGUUUGGGAUUUGACAAGACGUCCAGGCUCAGUGUGUGGCUGUGGUUUCUGAUUGCUCUGGAAAAGGUUAUUUCUUCGCAAGAACUGAGUCUCCAGCACUCACUCGCUAAGACAGACCUCUGAGUAACUGGGCAUUUGGCCUUCUUGCCUACAGAGCCUAAUGGAAGAUUGAAUGUAGAGGAGCCGAUUAUUACAUCCUGUGAAGUAAGAGCUCGCUAUCAGCCAGCUUUUAACUUCUCCUCCAGCAUUAUUUCAACUGUGGACUCUCCUAAAAUCUGCUUUGUUGGGAGAAUAAAAACCAAAACAAAACCAGGGUAAGAAGGGGUGAUUUAAAAAGAAAAGUUAGUAUCUUUAUCUUACCUCACUCGUGGAUGCAAAGUCUAGGGCUGUAACUCAGUUGGAUUGCACCUUUAAUUCCAGGAGGCUGCAGAAGAAAGGGACAAUGGCUCUAAGUGGGAACUGUAGCCGUUAUUAUCCUCGGGACCAGGGGGCUGCUGUUCCCAACUCCUUCCCUGAAGUCAUAGAGCUGAAUGUUGGCGGCCAGGUUUACUUCACUCGCCAUUCCACAUUAAUAAGCAUCCCCCAUUCUCUCCUGUGGAAAAUGUUCUCCCCAAAGAGAGACACUGCUAACGAUCUAGCCAAGGACUCCAAGGGAAGGUUUUUCAUUGACAGAGAUGGCUUUCUGUUCCGUUAUAUUCUGGACUAUCUCAGGGACAGGCAGGUGGUCCUGCCUGAUCACUUUCCAGAAAGAGGAAGGCUGAAAAGAGAAGCUGAGUACUUCCAGCUCCCUGACCUCGUCAAACUCCUGGCCCCCGAGGAUGUCAAGCAAAGCCCGGAUGAGUUCUGCCACAGUGACUUCGAAGAUGCCUCCCAAGGAAGCGACACGAGAAUCUGCCCCCCCUCUUCGCUGCUUCCUCACGACCGCAAGUGGGGUUUUAUUACUGUGGGUUACAGGGGAUCCUGUACCUUGGGCAGAGAGGGGCAAGCAGAUGCCAAGUUCCGGAGAGUCCCCCGGAUUUUGGUUUGCGGAAGAAUUUCCUUGGCAAAAGAAGUCUUUGGAGAAACUUUGAAUGAAAGUAGAGACCCCGACCGAGCUCCAGAAAGAUACACCUCCAGAUUUUAUCUCAAGUUUAAACAUCUGGAAAGAGCUUUUGAUAUGUUGUCAGAGUGUGGAUUCCACAUGGUGGCCUGUAACUCCUCGGUUACAGCAUCUUUUGUCAACCAGUAUACAGAAGAUAAGAUCUGGUCGAGCUAUACUGAGUACGUCUUCUAUCGUGAGCCUUCCCGGUGGUCCUCCUCUCAUUGUGACUGCUGCUGCAAGAAUGGCAAGGGAGACAAAGGAGAGAGCGGCACCUCCUGCAAUGACCUGUCCACUUCCAGCUGUGACAGCCAGUCAGAGGCCAGCUCUCCGCAGGAGACGGUGAUCUGUGGGCCUGUAACGCGCCAGAGCAACAUCCAGACUCUGGAUCGGCCCAUCAAGAAAGGUCCGGUGCAGCUGAUCCAACAGUCAGAGAUGAGGCGGAAAAGUGACCUGCUCCGGACUCUGACGUCAGGCUCCAGGGAGUCGAACAUAAGCAGCAAAAAGAAAGCUGCGAAGGAAAAGCUCUCCAUCGAGGAAGAGCUGGAGAAAUGUAUCCAGGAUUUCUUGAAGAUAAAAAUUCCAGAUCGCUUCCCUGAGCGAAAACAUCCUUGGCAGUCUGAACUUUUACGGAAGUAUCAUCUAUAGGGGGAGGGCUGUGGGUAGUCGCCACUUUGAAAUAAACCUCCCCAAAGGAAGACAUAUGUUAAAGGAAAAAUAACAACUAACGGUCCACAUUUGUUAGAUCACAAUGUCCAUUGAUGUACUACUGCCUACUUUGCCUAGCUCACCUUAACGUGUAAAUCCACAGGGUAGAUUUCUUUCUAGAUGUGGAACCAGAAACGAGCUCUUAGUUGUCCUUUGUCUUUUAUUUACUUGGUCCCAUGUGCUGAGAAUCUUAAGAUACAACAAGAACCAGCUACGUGUGAGUAGCUCACAGGCUUUGGGAAUCAUUGAUCCCAAACCAGGUUUUUUUGUUUUGUUUUGUUUUGUUUUGUUUACUCUCAUUUUUCUGCCUCCUCCCCUUGACCAAGAAUGGACAGUUGAAGGAGAUAUAACCCGGUGGCUUAUGUUAAGAAAUUAUCCUUUUCCCUUUCCUUUUGUUUGUUUAUGGGGUUGAGGGGAGAAUGGCAAAUUUGUAUGAUUUUUCACUAAAAUCUCUAUGUGCCAGGUUCUAUUGACUUUGUAUGCAUGAGCGUUUCUGACACAAGCACAGUAUAUGUCUGUAUAUAUGCACAAAGAAUGCACACGACCUAGGGCCUGGACAGCAGAGGGCUAACAUCUUACUAUCAGCUGCCCCUACAAGAGCACUUCAGACAACCAAGCCUCUGCCUAUUUAUUAAAACCCUCCUGGGCAGAUUUCCCAGCCUCCCUUGGCAGGCAGCACUUUCUAAAGCUGAAUAGGCCCCCAUCAUCAACAAAUUCUCUUUCUUAUUUUGAAAUAAAUACCCACAGGCUCCUUUGAUUUAUUAUGUUCUUUCCCUACAUUAGGAGCUGGUGAGAUGAGCUAGUCUAACCCUGUUUGUGUUUAACAGACAAGCAAACAGUCAUAUCCACAAACAGAGUGUUGAAAGAUCUCGCACUCAGCCUUCUCCGUUCUAAUUAGAACAAUCACCAUUCUCUAGCUGACUCAGAGUUUUAAACUUGCCCACAUUUUAUUAACAAGGCCUUUGAUAUAAUCCAGGCAAAUUCUCUGCCUCCCUAUGGGUUGUGAAGCUACGAACAACACCCAAUGAUUGAAAAUGCAUCCAGCCUUCCGUUCCCUUGUUUUAGAGGAUUUGUGCCCCAACAUAUGUCUAAAUUUCUCAUACAAACUUUACACUACACCUGUUUACUGUUGCUUGCUUGUAGCCAGGUUUGGAUAACUUUGGAAUCCUGGGGUUUGGCUGUGGCCCUACUACGGUUUAGUUGUAUAAUUUCUACAGUGUCUGUAAUGACCCAAGUGGGUGGCUGGAACAUAAAAGUUACUAAUUUGAUUUUUUAAACUUUUAAAAAAUAUUCCUGACCUGUGUAGAUACCAUCCAAAAGAAACUGUUAACACUGUCUAUCCAUGUGAUUCUGUCUUCUACUAAUCUUCCAGUAGUUCUUUUGUUUACUGUGCUAAAAGAAUGUCCAAAGACAACUUUUAAUUUUCAGCAUUCCUCAUACAUCCAAGUGGUAACUGAAAAGAUGAUUUAUCACUAGUGUGUGCCAAGAACUCCUAUUUUUUUGUUGUGUGUGUGUCUGUGUGUGUGUGUGUUUGCAUGCAUGUGCACACACCUGUGCACAUGUGUCAUUGUUUGAAUGUGUGUAUGGUUAACAAAAGUAAUAAAGGCAAUCAAACAAUGUCUUUAUAGAAGAAAAAUCUAAUGACCAGUUUUUUCUUUCUGAAAACUUUCAUUGGGGCACAUUUAUUAUUUAAGAAUCUUCUCCUUGAUUUAUUGGUGCCCAUUAGUAUAUGAUUGUCUUUCUGAAUUUUUUAUAAUUCCUGAUUACACAGGUGGGUAAUAGGAUAAGGCAAUAUUUUCUUGUCCUGAUACUUCAAGUAAAGUUUAAAAUUCUAUUUAAGUGAAAAAGAAAGUUUCCUUGAGGUGCUGAGUGACCAGGAAAAUUAUCCUUUGUGAAAGUGUUCUUUUGCGUAUUAAUAGUUUAGCAGAUAGUUGAUAGAUAGCUUUGUGUGUAAAUCCUAUUAAUGCAUCUUUCUCCUCUCAAUGGUUCUUGAUGGUACAUCAAAAUUACUAUCAUACUUAUUACGGAAGAUAUUGUGAAGCAUCAUGGAUCUUAAUGGGUCAAGAAGAAGCUGGAUGUGAAUUGUUGGCCAGCUGAUCAUUGACUGAAUCACUUAAAGGGCUGCUAGAGAAGAUGAGAUUCGAAUAAAUUGGCCAAAAUCCCCAGGUUUUAAAAUUUUAACCCUAAUCCUAAUGGCAUCGAGACACUCAAGAAGUGGUCUGCCAUUGACCCACAGCUUCUACUAGAGUCUUCAAAUAGGAAAUCAGUGCUGCUCCCAAAAGAAUUGUAGCAUUCAUUGUCCUGCAGGCUUUGUUGUUAUGCCUUUUUCUUUUCCUUCACAGGUACUCUUUGUACCCGUGAUGAGCAAGCUUAGCACUAGAAAUCUGUUGAAGAAACAACAUUAUCACUUUCAUUUUGGCUACUUGUAAAGUGGCAUCUGCCCCAUGGUAAAAAGUUUAAACAGAAAGAGAAAAGACAUGGUAUUCAUUGAUGGGAGUAUUGGCAUGUUCAGGAAUACAGCCUGGGUCAGUAGAAGGCUUUGAGAAGGCACCAGGGAUAUUAAGGGUCAGGUCCCUUUUGGAGUAGAGUCAUCCAGCGUGCUCCCUGUAGUCAUCACCACACUGGAAAUGAUCUUUGGCUAAGUGAGCCAUGGAAACAAAACACUCUGCUAUCCCUGGCUUCAGAGCCUUAACCUCAGCUAUGGGCAGCACAGUAUUACAUCAAGUUCAGUUCUUAUUGUGGGUUUUGACAGGGGCUGUACAUUGUUGAUAUCAAGAAAUGAAUAGUGCUAGGUAGUACUAUUCUAUCCAGUACUAUGUUAUCUAUGCUAAAAGGAAAAUAAAACUGUUAAAAAGAAGUAUCCUACUGAAACCCGACACAUUAAAGAGCCUUAGUUUGGGCUGCCUUCUGAGAAUCCUGUAAGGUUAAAUCCACAGAAGCUAGGGUGGUCACUCCUUAAAUGGAUAUGAAUCUCCUGAAGUCAGAGGAACAUUCCUAACAUGGACAUAUUUAUAAAGUCCUCCAACCCACUAUUGAGUUGUAUUAUAUGGCAAACAGCAGUGGGAAGAGGAAAAUAAUACUUAUUUCAUUUACACAAUUAUUCUCUUCCACUGCUCAGAAAGAAACAAGGCACUGAUGGAUAGUAGUGAGGGAUACAGUGAGAUGGCUUCCAAAGUGUGCUGUCCUAUCAGUCUUCCAGGGAGAUGCAUGAGUGAUGAGUUUUUAAAAUGGAGGAAGAGUGGAAUGACACACAUGGUUCCAUAGUGGAAUGUUUAUUUCAGCUAACUCAUGGUAGAGAAACACUUGAUUAACAGAGGGCCCACGUGGAGCCACCCAUGUAUUCAUUGGUCUUGUCUGAUUCAGAAGCAUCAUUUUCCACACAUGGCAGAUGCCUGCCCAUUCUUCAUUCUCUUAGCCUUCCCUGAAUAUGCUUCUGGGUUACGUUUCUUUCCGUAGACUUUCCAUGGCUCUGAGUGUGCUUUUUACAUUGCUGAGAAGAACAUGUUCCAAGGGAUGUGGGGGAGAAAUGGGGGUAGACUGCUAGAGCAGUUUUAAAAAUUACUCUACUACAGUUCCUACAAUGGAAUACAAAAUUUGAUUCUCAUAACAUUACUUUGCUAUCACUUCAAUCUCCCCAUUUGUUGUCUAGAGUAGACUAACCCAGAAAAGACAGGUUUUUGGCAUUCUCAACCACUGGAUACAUUGUCCUGAAUUUUGAGUAAUGUUGGUCUUAUGUUUGAUCUUUGCUAGAAUUAAUAAGACAUUUUCUGUGAACUUAUAGGAUAAAUUCUUUGUGAGCUCUACUUGGCAUAAUAAUUUUCUAAGGAAAAAUGACAGGAAUUAUUUUCCUCCUGAUGACUUUUUGGCAGAUAAAUGUUUUUGCCAAUUUGCAUGCAGAGUUAUAGCUCCUAGUAUGGGCCAUUUCUCUCUUUAAUGUCUUGGUAUUGUUAGCAUCUUAUAAUCUUGAUGGCCCACUGUUCCAAUUUAUUUAUUUAUUUUAUCUUAUAGUCUCAAAAUGAUUCACUAGAGAAAGAAUCAGAAUAAGCAGUAUGUAUCUGGAACAACAAUGGAGUUAGAUGUCAUUGAUAAGGAACUGUACAAUGACGGAUAGCUGCAAAGAAAUUAGAGGAAAUAAAACAUGCUCAAAUGAGUUUGACUUAUUAUUGCCCCCAUCAUUCUGGUUCCAUAUAAAAUGGUUCCAGUUCCCUAUGCCUUUUAGUAUCCACAGCCUUGCGAUUCAGCCACAAUGUUUGUUUUGAAACUUUUAUUCUUCUCAUUUUGCUAUGGGCAUUGGAAAGGGGAAUUUUUUUCCCUCCAAUGACCACUGCUGAAAAAGUUAGGAAAGCUCUAGACAUCAGACACACACUAAAUUAAUUUGUGGCUCUUUCUGAAAAGGAGAUUCCCUUACACUGAGUUCAAAAAAUCAGAUUCAUAAAACUUGAAGGAGGGCCAAGGAAUCUGCAUUUUGAUGUAGUACCUUUAAUCAUUUGCUGGUCUAAGGACCCUACUUGGAGAAGUUGCUAUUGGGACACUAAGGGGAAGUCAGCAUGUGGUCAGAGGCCAUACCAUUCACUGUCUUAGAAAGGUUCACAGAAUCACAUUCUGGUACUAAGGUACAAUACAUUUUCAAACUCCCUUCAUCAUUUCACCUGCCUUCCAACCAAAGUUGUCUUCCCAAAAGUGGGUGUUUGUGCCCUCUUUUGGAGUUUAAAAGCCAACAUCACAUCAUUAUAGCCUUAUCUCUUAUCCCUUGGGCCCCCAUUCCUCAAUCAGAAAGCCUUUCUCAUAUUAGCUUUACCCCAGGUGGAGAGGGGACAUAUCUGAGUGUGGUCUAUUCUAAUGAUACCCAACAGGGAAUGAAAGUAAUGGUUUUUCUCAGGGCCAGAUGUUCAUUUCAUUGCUCAGUCUGGGUCAGAGGAGUGAGAACCCAAUCCACAGUUUAAUGAAUCUGUUGCCCCAAAGAUGGUUCCAUUGGUGAUGUACAGAUACCAGCCAAGCCAAUGUGGAAUAGUGAGUAAAUUCAGCUGUGGAUAAUGGAGAUUCUGAACCAUAGCAUUAAUCAUAAGUGUAAAACAAAAACACAUGUUAAGAAUAAGCAUAAGAGAAAGGACAGAGAAAAUUUAAAAUGGUGAUAGCCCAAUUGUAAGGACAUAAAGUGAUGUGCUAUAAUGUUUCCCAGUCUGUCUCCUGAAGAGAUGACCAUGCCAUAAUCUCUGUCUGUCUACGUCUUUGUCUCUCUCUUCACACACACACACACACACACACACACACACACACACACACACACACACACACACACACCAAGGCUGGAAGGUUAUAUGAUUCCCCCAGUUGACCUAGCAUAUAACAGAAGAAUUAUUGGCUAGAUAAAAAAAAUGGCCACAUGGUAUAAGAAGUAGAAAAACUUGUCAUAAGCAUUGAUGGAUUUUGAAAUAAAUACAAAAGGAAGCAAGGAAAAACUAAUGAAAUUGAUGGACUCGAUCAGCUACCUAAGAUUAUUUUAACAUAAACACACACACACACACACACACACACACACACACACACACACACACACACACAGAGUUCCAUUUAUUUCUGUCUGUUGCUUUCCUUGCUCUGCUCUGCAAGAGGAGGAUGCUUUUAUUGCCCCAAUGUCCUAACCUUUUUUGUUGUUGUUGUUAUUGUUCCUUUUGUUUGGGAACAAAUUGCAUUGUUAAUUGGGUAAUGAAUUUUAAGUCCUAGAAUGUCAACCGUGGUUUAUUUAGGGAAACUAUUAUUAAAAAGAUAAAGAACAAAAUGUUCCCCAACCCAGCAUUAUCAUGUGGCUUGUCCUGGAGGAGGGUAGGGGUAAUUUUCUCGUUAAUCAGCCUUGUAAAAGCACUUAGAAGUCAACUAGGGAUUUAGUGAGUUUGACUUCUGUGAUCUUCCCUGUCUUGUGAGGUUAUUCUUAGAAUGAAUCUUUAGCUAUUUACCUGAAUUUGCCCAAUAAAAAAACAACAAAACAUCAGAUUCUCUCUUUUUGCUGAUAUUGGUUCCACCCAUCACCAGGGCAAGCAGAACCAGAACUGAUGUAUUGCAAAGUGAUGGUGAAUUGUUUUCCAAUGGCAUCUGUAUGUACAUGGUCUGGGGAUAUGCACAUGUGCACUAUUUUUAUGUUCUUGCUAAGCCAUGUAGGCCAGUGGUUAUUUAUCCAUGUGAGCACACAGAGAAAGUCUCUGCUUAAAAAAUUAAUAGAUUUUUUUUAUUCUGAACAAUAAAUUGUCAUUGACAACAUUGACUAAUUGAUAAUGGCCCCAUGAUAUGGUAUCAAAAAUGUUACACGUCUAUACGAAGGUAGAUCUUCUCCCUGUCAUUGUGUGUAGAGUCAAAAAUAUCACAUUACAUAGAAAACAAAGAAACAAACAGAUAGGAAAGAAAAGAAUGUAGUGUCAGGAUUGAACCAAGGAACCAAGGGUGUGCUAGGUAAGAGCUCUGGCCCUACAACUGAAAUCUGAAAGAAUUUUGAAGCAAACUAAGCUAGAAUUCAUGUUGGUCAUUAACAGAUUUUCUCCAGAAGUCAGUGGUUUACCCUUUUAUGUAGACAAACUAUUUUAGAAAUUCAUUAGACUUGCAUAGGCUGUAUGCAUUUAAGGUAGCUCUUAUCAACCGGGGAUGGCUUUGUGGCCCAGCAGUCUUUGGCAACAUCUGCAGACACCUUUGACUGUCAUAACUGAGGCGUGCUGCUGGAAUCCAAUGAGUAGAGAUGAGAGAUGCUGCCAAAACUCUUCCAGAGGACAGGAAAGACCCCCCACAGCAAAGAAUUGUCUAUUCCAAAAUGUUAAUACUGCCUAAGUUGAAAAGCUGAACUAAGGCAUCAUUUUUUUCCUCUUUAUUUUGUUUCCUGUUCACAACAUAAUAUUUCUAUUGAUUAUUUGGGAAAUCUAUUACAAUGGUCUCUGUUAACAGUUGCUUCCCAUUUCUCCUAAGUCCAACCUCUCACCCUUUAACUCUACCCACACCAAAGCGAAAAUUAGAAAGAAGGAAAGAAAGAGAAAAGUACAAGUUCAAUUUGUGUUGCCCAUAUACUCACUCACUGGAGCAUGCGAAAGUCUCAGUAGCCAGCCCUUUAAUGAUAACUGAGUUCUUCCCCUACCACUGCUAGAAGCCAUAGCUUCCUUUCUGCACCAUGUCUAGAAACAAAACAAAGCAAAACAAAAACUUUCUGGUCAAGGCACAAUCUAUAGCAGAACAACAAUCACCAACUCAAGGGCUUUGUAUGAUGUCCGAUGCAAACAUCACUUUAUAUAGAUAUGAGAGCUGAGGUUUAGAAGAAGGAGUCUGCCAUGGUUUUCGUGGGUUGUUCUUUGAUAGGGAAGUAGCAGUCGGUGGUGCCUGACAUCUUGGUUAACCCUUCUGCCUCCCAUACUCGAGUAUACUUUGUUGAUGUUGACUGUCAUGCUAAUAGCUAAGAGUGCUCAUUCUGAAACAUGUUGAAGCCUCUGUAUUGCACCACCCUGUUGGAAUGCUUUCUGAGCUGAUCAACAGAAGACAAGGUUUCAUGACCUAAGGAAGGGGGACAAGGUCUCAGAGUGGGCUAAAGAUUUCAUCAUUUUAACAUCUCAUGCACCCUAUUUCUUUGAGUUGAAUGGCCACUCAUUGAAGAUGGCACUUACACAUUGAAAGGUAUGUUUCAUUGUUUCAGAGACUUGUUCAGGGCUACCUUUCAUACUCACUCUAGAAGCCUCUGCAUAAGCCUUGGGUAUUGAGCCUCAUCUAGUAUGUACCUGUUGACUCUCUGAGGAAACUUUUAUAAUAAUUUAAAAUUUUAAAUAAUUUGGCCUUAAAUAAUUUGGUAUAUGUUUUAAAUUAAUCAGACCAACAUUAAAGUGAUAGGAUAAAGACAGGACCAUCAUAGCCCCAUUUUGCAAAGUGAAACUAAAGAAUGGAGAGUUUAAAAUCAAUCAAUCAGUCAAUCAAUCAAUCAAUCAAUCAUUUAAUGGUUUGCAUAUACAUUCAUCAAAUAUUGGCAGGAUGGAUGUCAUGAAAAUAUCACUGUAACAAACAACAUUAACUGCUAGGAAAUAGAAUACUGGGUAAAGAACUUGAAUUCUUUUGACCCAAACAUAUUUUUCUGUAUGUUUUCUAUAUUUAUCAUACAUAUUAUUUGAUCAACAUAUUAGAAUUAUCAAAUAUCAUGUUUUAAAUAAUGUAUAUUAAGGAUCUUUUAUGUCAGAAACUCUACUCAGUAUUUUACAUAUCUUAUCUCGUUAAAUCAUUUAAUAAUCUAAUGAUGCAUCCCUGCCACUCUACUCACCUUGCAGAUAAGCUCCAGGAAGCUCAGAAAGGAAAGGCAGCACGCAUGACCAUAAACACAGUGGCAGAAACAAGUUUCCCCCUGGGCUUAUUGUAUCCCAAAGGUUGUGGACUUAACCCUCUCAGUAUCUAAUUGUUUCUCUUUUGCAUUCUGAACUUUCACCUGUUCUCUUUUUCAUUUACUGUAAGGGAAGGGUAGCUAGAAUGAUCUUAGCCCAGCACCGUUUCUAAAAGGAACGAGUUAUUUUAAACUACAACUACAACCAGACAUGAAUAUCCAGAGAAGAUAAAGAAAAGGCAAAUGUGGAAGGUAGUUCUCAGUUCUCUUUGUCACAGGCUUUUCUUUGCACUUUGAAUUCUAUGGGGGACACUCAUAGUAUACAACUAAGGAAACCCUGUCUAGGCCUCAGGGAUACUCACCCCAGGCUGGCUUCAGCAUUAAGAGAGAGCUGCUCCUAAGACUGCUUGCCCUUCUGUGUACUGGCACCACAGCAAGUUUCCAAAGGCUAUGCACAUGUGUUCAUACAGAUGUGUCUAUGUAUCCUUUUGCUUUUUUAAGUUUGACUUUUAGGCAAAUAUUUGUUUUUUUUUAAAUUCAAGUCAGAUAAAAAGUACAAAUACAUUGGCUUCCCGUAAUAUCUCAUGAUUACUCUUCUAUGAUGAGGAGAGACAGAGAUAAAGCAAAGAAAUGAUAAUGAAAUACAAGAGUGUGUGUGUAUGGGUAUGUGUAUGUGUGUGUGUGUGUACGUGUGUAAGGAGCAUGUGUGUGUAUGUGUUUUGUGUUGGUGUAUAAAUUACAUGUAUAUAUGUAUAUAUGUAUGUACAUCUAUCUAGAUGUAUAUAUAGAUUGCUAUAUAUCUAUACAUAUUUAUACACAUAAACACAUAACUUGAAACUUUAAAAUUUUCAGUUUAGGAAAUUAAUUAUCACAUUUUAUAUUAGUUUCCUAGAUAGUUUAUUGUAGUUCUGGUUUCCAGAAUUCUCUUCUACUAUGAAUGUAUAUAUUUAUUAAUGAUACAGAGAAUAUAAUACAAAUACCUAUAAAAAACAAAGAAAUAAACAAAAAUGUAUUUAGAAAAAUGCCAUACCAUUGGUUGGAAUUUCAACCUAUGCGUUUCAAAAUUGUCCACUUCAGAAACAAAACAAAAGAAAAAGAAACAAGAAACCACCAAAUAAAAGUAGGGCUUUUUAAGAAUAAAAAAAAGAAAAUGAACUGAUGGCACAAUCUUAUAGUCCUAUGCUAUUACAUCACCUGUUGAUUAAAUUGCCGUCUCCUAGUUCAUGGGGUCUGUGCAGCCUGCAUGAUUCAGAGUGGAGCUAGUUAUCUGUUUAAAUUAUUUUGAAGUUAUAACAAUCAGUUUCAAAUAUGCUUUUUAUAAAUAGCUGCCAAAAAUAUCUAGGGCACAGUGAAGUGAUAACCAAACAGGCUCUAGCCUUCUGCCAAUAACUCUCUCAGCCUGUUUACACAAGCACCAAAUUGUUGCUCAGUGAGGAAAGAGAGAGCAGAGUCAAAGAAAAGAAAGCAGGACUUGUUUUGAUAUUCUAUAGACAGAAGAGCCAACUGUCUAAAUUUGCGGCAAAAUGUAGGCUAUCUUCACAGUCAGAGUCAAGUGCUUUGGUGAUUGCAGGAGAAUCUUGUUAGAGGAGGUUGAAGCCAAUCUACGAAUGCUUCCCCGGUGCUUCUUGGGUUCAGUAUGUAAGCACAUUAACUCUGACCCUUCAAAGCCAGUCUACUCCCCAAACCAAGGCUCAGUUGAUAGAGCAUGACUUCUUCUCUUGGGAACCUAUCCAAAGUGCUCACUGAGCCAGAUACCCAGGCACACUAGUGAGCAACUGAAUUCCAGAAGUCCUCUGCAGGUGUGGUGUUGAAGGCUUGAGGAAAGAAAAUGUCUUUUCUUUAUGCUUUAAAAUCAAACGUUCUAACAAGGUUCAAGAAUUCCCAACAUUUUGGAGUGGAAGGGGAACUUUAUAUCAUGGGCUCUUUCACUUUUCUUUUUUCUUUCUUUCUUUUUUUUUUCAAUUUGUCCUUGCAAUUUUUUCCACUUAUUAACUCUUAUUUUUUUUAAGGGAACUGAAUCAGGAGAAUUUUCCUAACAUCUUCUAUUUAAGUUAGAGAAUAACGUGGCAAUGGCGUUUUGGAAUGCAUGCGGGGUGGGGAAGUACAGGAAUCAGCCCUGCUCAUAAGGAACUAGCCUAUGCAAUUAUUGAAAUGGCAUCCUAUUUAAAACACUCAGAGACAAUGACUUACAAGGCCUUCCUUUCAGAAGUCUCCCUCAAAUUGGCUAAUGGGAUAAGCUUCCAGUGGGACACACUUUAGGCUGGUACUAGUGUUCAGCUAAGUCCAUAAAAGAACGACUCUUUGUGAUCGUGAGAGAAAGUUUAAAAGAAAUUAAGUUCUCAUUCCCCACAUUUUACAUAAGCAGCAGAGCACUAGGUAGAGCCAAUAAACAACAACAACAUCAACAAACACCUUUCAAAUUAAAUGUACUGUUUACACAAUAUUCACGUUCCCCCUUGACCCUUCUUAACUCUGGGGCUGUGUUGAGUAGGCAACCUGGAUUUCUACAGAUACAUUCAGCACGGAUUAUCACGUUUCUUUUUGCAUCUAUCUCUGAUGCUUUGAAAGUGAUGUCACCACGCAUGGAGGCGGCUAAACAUUGCUGGAACUAACACCGAGUGGUCACUGACAGGGGCCUUGCUCAUGUUCCUUUUUGUGCUGGCCUCAUUGAGCCAUUUGAUGAUGGGCCAGUUUGUUGCACAUUGAUAUAUACUAAGUGACACUCAUUGAAAUAACCUCUUCUCUUUCCCAAUGCAGUUUGCUUGUACAUAAGUGUAAUGUCAACUUGUUUACAGGUUCUUUUGUGUAUAAUUGUGAUAGCGGAUUUAGCUCAAGCCCUAAUGGGAUCUGUUUACUGAAUGGUGUUAAAACGAAUGUGCUUAUUACAGUAUAAACAUCAUUAAUUAUGGACUCACAUGAAUGCAUGUCUACAUCUCAUCAAUUUCCAGCAGCUCAGAGAUUCAACAGGAGUCUGCAGUCUGUGAAUAGCAAACAUACAUAAACUGCUUUGACUGAUAACUUAGUAACUGUUUUAUCUUGCUUUGUAACAUUGUAGAUCUUAGCCUGCUGUAUUUCUUUCUUAUAUAUUUAAUUUUUGAGAGAAACAUAGUAAAAAAGGAAACUACUGAGGUCCCAGGAAAAUUGCACAGCAUUUUGGCAAUCGUUGGUCUAUUCAAAAUGCUAAUUACUACCAUCCAUCCUCACUGCCAAUGGAAACAAACUAUUUUCUUUGGAAUCACUGAAGGAUACAGAAAGAAAUAAUUUUUUAUUGACUACUUUCAUAUUUUGUUUCAUUCUUAUAGUAGGGUAGAUGAUACAGGUGCAGUAACCGUAUUGUAAAACUGUGUGGCAAAAACUACAAAAGUAAUUCUGUGGAUAUAUUUUAAAAGGCAGAACAGAAACUAUAUUUCAGAUUCUUGUGUGAAUAUAAUUACAAAAAUAGGUAACUAUUUUUAUGUGUUUCCAUAAUGACUCCAUUUCAUAUACAUUGUAAUUUAGCACCAAUCAUAAUAAAUCAUUUGGUAACAUUUAGUUGUUAUAUAUAUAUUUUUCAGUACAUAUAAGAAAUUAAUGAUUCAACAUUAUUUCAUGCAAAGUCAGCAUUUUACAUGAAAGAUAAUUACUGUUUCAGUUAGUUUAUUUCUAGUUUGGUGUGGCAGUUUGCCACAGAGUGGUACAAGGAGGAAAGUAUUUGAUAAGUUGGUUAUUUAAUAUAGAAAUUUAAUAUAUUUAAUAUUAAAUUGCUAUCAGGUCAAUAAGUGGAAGCCCUACCUCUGCCUCUUGUUGUAUGGAUGGUUUUACAAUAAUUUAUUAUUUAUGAAAGAAACUUCAUCAGGCACCGGUUUCUCAGUAAAUGUAAAGCAAUAGAUUGGAAGAUUCUUGUGAGAAUUAAAUUAGAUAAUCCAAGGAGAUAUGUCAGAGUGUUUGACACAUCAAACAGAUACAACAAUAAUUCCUAGAGUCUCACUCAAAUCACCCCUGAAAUGAUAAUUUUAAUGUGGGAUUUGGCUUCAGAAGUCUAAGUGUCUGGAUAUAUUUAUUGAUCUCCUGUUAGUAAUUUAUCAAAUUUCCUGUAAAUAUCCACUAGAUUUUUUUAACCCCCCCUCCACUAUGAUUUUUAAUCUAAAGGGAAAAUUAUAGAGAAAAGGUAUUUCCUCAGAUAGAAAAUUUGAAAAUAACUUGGCCACUUGCUAUGGUGCAAUGUUUCCAACAUUGUUUGCACUUGCUAUGGUGCACCCUUUCCCUGCAACACACACUCAAAAUUAGAAAGAACUGGAUGGUGCAGUUUGAGAAAUAGAUCUUUCAUGCAUCCUAAUUUGUAACUUCAAACUCUUCUUCAUAAUAUUGAAUGUGAACUCUAUGGAUUGUGCAGUAAAGAAUUUUUUUUUAAACUUGUUGACCCAGAGUCUCCUACACUUUGCAGUUUUGAGACCCUCACUUGGAAAUUGCGGAUUCAUCCCUGGUCAAAUACAAGGAGAGAAAAUCUGAGACUCCAAGAAGGGGAGGCUCUGCUUCAGGUGUGAGCAACCUGGGUUUGGAGCUCCAUCUGUGGACUCAGGCUAGGGCUUCUUUUACACAGCUCUCAUGUAAAUGACUGGUGACAGUUAGUGUCUUAUUCUGACUCCACAGCACCUGUUCCCAUAUGGACUGUGUGCAUGGUCACAAGAAGCCCUGAAAUCCAAGCAUCAGAAGGAAAGGAUUCCAAGGCAUAGGCAUCCUUAGAUACAGUCAUCCAUAUGGUGUGGGCUGUAGGCUCUGGUUUGUUUCUAUAGACUGAUUUUUUGGCCACCUCAACUAAGACAGAAAUUGUCCACCAUACUGAACCCAGCAGACCAGGGGAAUAAAAGCUUACACAGACAAAAGCAGAAAGAAUGUUUGAGAGAGAUUGCUCUUAUGCAGUAGUAGGUGGAAUUCUCUAGGGCUUCUCCUGAAAAAUGUACCUCGUACUGGUAACAUAGAAAGUGAAUGAUAUCCAAAGCAUCAGAGAUUGGUUAAAGUAACUAUAUUUCAUUAGACUCAGCCACAGGGAAAGCUCUCACUCCUACCUCCUGCCCUAUGAUGAUAGAUGAGAAAGAAUAGCAUCAAGAGGAAAAGUUGGAUUCAAACUUUCUGACUACAGUAUCAAAGCAUGAACAGCUGCAAGGAUUUUUACUGCUCUUGAUCUCAGAAUUGAGUUUUCUCACAACCCCAGGCUUCAAGGAUCCUGAGCUGGGGUGGUAAGAACACUUCACCACUCUCUCAUUUUGCCUGGAAGGUGGGGGUGGGUCGGGUGCAUGCAUCAGGGAAAAGACUUCUCACUAGUCCUUUUCAGAGAGUGUUGGGUGGAGUGUCUCCUCCUACAUGUCAGCGCUGCAGCUAUAAGGCAGUGUCUGAUACAGCCCCUUCCCAGAAACUCAUCCCUCUGCCAAAUUGAUUCCAACAGGACAUGAUCAGAAGGAUCAUAACUAUGGAACAAGGGCAGAGGAAAUAGCCCAAAUCACCACCUUCACAGAGAAUAUGUCUCCUCCCCUCUAAUUUUAGUCCAAAGGCAGUGUUUCUCUCAAUGUCUAUAUGACACUCAGAGCUCCCAUCAACCCCAGCUCCAAUGGCAGCUGCCACUGAAAGAGGUCAUGGCAGGUGUUUAUCCCAACAGGGGGCUGGCAAAAGUUCCUCUCCAGGCAAGACAGCUUCAGCCUUUAAUAAGGCAUCCUCAUCUUGUGAGUCCACAAAAUUAUAGUAUGUCAGCAAAGGCCAAGCAGGGUGUGAUGUUGAAUUGCUUAGAAUACCAGAGCUUAGACUAUCUCUGGAGCCAUUGUGGGUCCUUAGCAACCAUGUCAGGUGAGCCCACAAAGCAAAGUCCAGCGUUACACUCAGCCUUCUCCUUGAUUUUCUUCUUCCUCUGGCCCGCUGAGAUGUGUCUUAUCUUUAGCUGGUAUGAAACGCUGCUACUCUGUGACCAGGUCUGAGCUCACAUGUGCUAGAGGCUCUUACUUGCUACAUAUCCAUGACGAAUAAUAUGAAACAAUUAAAUCUGCUAUCUCGGAGACCUAAAAUCACACGGCUGAAUAUGCUUUAUGACAUAAAUAAAGCUUUUUAUUAAAAAGAUAUUUUCUUUCUUACCCUCCCUAUACCUUCAUUCAUUCUUCCUUCCACUCUUUAUUUUCCUUUACUUUCUUUCCUAAUCUAAAUGGUUUUAGAAAGUAUGGAGCUAUGUAGCAGGGGCGGCUGGGAUUACAGGUAUGUACCACAAUGCCAGGCUAAAUGAUAUUCUUCUCUUCAUUCUCCUGGAGUCUCCACUUCAAUCUAUGGAUUUCUGCUUCUCGAAUUUCAGUCCAUCUGAUGUUCCAGCAUGUGGAGAGAGAGAGAGACAGAGAGAGAGAGAGAGAGAGAGACAGAGAGAGAGAGAGAGAGAGAGACAGAGAGAGAGACAGAGAGAGAGACAGAGAGACAGAGAGACAGAGAGAGAGAGAGAGAGAGACAGAGAGAGAGACAGAGAGAGAGACAGAGAGAGAGACAGAGAGAGGCAGAGAGAGACAGAGAGAGGCAGAGAGAGACAGAGAGAGGCAGAGAGAGACAGAGAUGGAGAGAAACAGAGGUACACACAGAGAACAGUAUUUUGCCACCGCUGGACACAGGUCCUUUUAGUUUCCACAUAUGCUGUGCAGUGAGCAUUUGGAGGGGUUAUUUCUGCCGAUGGUUUUUGGACAUUUGCUAUCUUUAGUCUCUACAAGUCUUCCCCUAAGAUGUGUCUGAUCUCCUGUUUAGAUGCAGAGCAGAAAGGAAUCUGUGAUGAUUCCUACAGAUUCACCAUUUCAGGCUGUCUUUAUCUGGGAUUCUUUGGAGUGAAAGGAAAGACAGAGAGCAAGUGGGCCCAGCAAUGAUGCAACUCACACCUUUUUGGAACGAGUCACUCCAGAACUGCUGGAAAUGGAGGAGCUACCCUGAUUCGUCAUGUCCUAAAGUUCAGUUUUUUCUCUGCUAGUGUAUGUGCAGCGUGGACAACUGAUAUUCCAAACUACUCUGAGAUUUUCCUGGGUCAUCUGGUCCAUCUUGUGUUAUGUGAAGCCACACCGAGUUUCUGUCUUAUCUUUAAUGUGAACAGAAGCUAAAGCAUUGGCAAGAAUUGGGAGAUAGCAAGCUUAGCUAGACAUUAGAAGGAACUGAGCUGGCUCUGAGGUUGUUGCUGUAUCUGUUUGUCUGUAGGAAGAUUGACCCGUGGUAGAUACAAAUUAUAAAAAUAACUUUAGGAAGUUUUAAAAUAAGGUAAAUGUCCUAUUCUCUUGAAACCCGGCAUUAACAAAUAUGAGGCAGUAUGAGGGGGAAAGGAGACAGAUUAAUAAUAACCAGUUAUGCAUUCAGGAGAUAUGGUUUUGUUUUGCUUUGGGUUUUGUCUAUAGAGCAAAUAAAUAGUGUGGAAAUUACUUGGGUCUAUCUUUUAAAAGAUGUGGCUACCUGUGGGAUCCUUUGCAGAGUCCAGGCUUAUGCUCACAGUGGAACAAAUUCCACAACAUCUUUUUGCACCUUAACUUUUUUUUAAAUAGGAAUGAUUCUUCAACUAAUGUUUUUGAAAGCUGAAGCAAAAGUUUGAAUCUUGAAAGUGGUCACAUCCUAUGUCUUGUCACAUAGCCUAUCAUGGGUCUGGCUAGCUCUUAUGUACCCUGAAAUUAUCGUCUACAGUGUUUGGGGGGAAAUAGUGGAAAAUAUAGCAGAUGAAGAGUCAGAAAGAGGAAAUAUAAACUGUAUUUUGAUGUACUUUUUCAUUAAUAAAUAAAUGUUAACUAAGA